Molecule: messenger RNA, 2511 nt
Organism: Hirsutella rhossiliensis
Lineage: Eukaryota; Fungi; Ascomycota; Sordariomycetes; Hypocreales; Ophiocordycipitaceae
Product: transcriptional activator somA
Exons: 6
Coding region: 1-2511 (836 amino acids)
Biological process (GO): positive regulation of transcription by RNA polymerase II
Cellular component (GO): nucleus
Molecular function (GO): protein binding
Source: RefSeq, a predicted model, not a curated record
AUGAACCCCAACGUGGGCGCGCCCAACAUGAACCCCAUGGGCGGGCCGGUGGGCGGUGGCGCGCCGAUGCCCAUGAUGAACAAUGUCGCCGGCAACCCCCAGGCCGCCGCGGCGGCCGCGGCGGCCGCGAGACAGCAACAGCUCAACGACAACCAGCGGGGGGUCCUCAACACGUACAUCUACGAAUACUUCAUCCGCUACGGCAUGUACGAAUGUGCACGCUCGCUCCUCUCGAGCGACCAGCAGGUCAACGUCCUUAAGGAGGGCGCCAACCGUCGUCGCGACGAUGGUGGCAAUGCCGUCAACGGCACAGACGAUCCCAUGGAUACCGACUCCAAGUCCGAUCUCGACGGCAAGCUCCCCGACGACCUGCCACCCCCCAAGCUGCCCAUGCCCGCCUCCGACACCUCCUUUCUCCACGAAUGGUUCUGCCUUUUCUGGGACAUCUACAACGCUCAACGCGCAAAGGGCGGCAACGGCACCGUCAACCAAUACGUCUCUCAUACCCAGCAACAGUCUCGGCUGAAGCAGAAUCAUCAGCAGGAGUUGCUUCGCCAGAUGCGCCCCGACCUCGCCGCGCAACAGCAGUAUCAAGCUCACAUGAUGCGGAACCUGCAGAACGGAAACGUCAACAUGGGCAUGAAGCAGGGUAACCUUGCCCGUGCCGCCAUGGCCAACAAUCAGCACCCGCAGAUGAUGUUGCAGCAGGCCAAACAGAACCAGAUGCAGCGCGACCCGUCCAACAUGGAUGCGAAUCGCGAGCGCCCCUCGUCUCCCGCUUCGGGCGAGAAUGCCCCCUCGCCUUCCAAACGGCCACGCAUCGAAGGCGCACCCUUCAAUCCGAACCAGCCAGGGGCCAUGAUGGCCAACGGAAGACCGGGACAGGGCAUGCCCGGGCAGCAGAUUGCCGGCAACCCGAACGCCGCCGCCGCUCACCAGAUGCUCACCGCCAACGGCAUCAACCCAAACACCCUAAACCCCCAACAGUUCCAGAACUUUGUCAACGCGCCUCCCGCGGCCCAGCAGAAAUCGAUUGCCACGUACUCGCAGAACCUUCAGCAGCACCACGGCACGCAAAUGGGGGGCAAGCAGAUGCCCAACGCCGCUGGACCCCAGAACCAAGGUUCCCCGAUGAUGCCGCAGGGUCCUGAUGGAUCCGCCCUCAAUGCCUUCUACAAUCCGGGUGAGAUGACGGGCCCCGGUGGCAUCCGACCCGGGCCUGGCGCACAGGCGGGCGCCGGCAGCAACCACGCCCUCCAGGAUUACCAGAUGCAGCUGAUGCUCCUGGAACAGCAAAACAAAAAGAGGCUUAUGAUGGCUCGCCAGGAGCAGGACAACAUGCCUGGCAUGCCGCGAGAGCCGGGCGGUCCUGGCGGACCAGGAGGGGCCCAGGGCCCCAACGGCCAGCCGUUUCCUGAAUCGUCCCCUCAGGCAAUGCGCUCAGGAGCAUCUCCCAACCCCUCCGACCAGAUGAAGCGGGGCACACCGCAGAUGAACAACUCCAGUGUCCCAUCGCCUGUUCCCGAGGGUGGGCAAUCCCGCGGCUCCCCCAAUCCGACAAUGAACUUCAUGGGCAACCACGUGGACCCCAACAUGGCACCUCACUUUUUCAAGGGAGUGGAGGGCAACAUGGCUGCUGCGCAGGCGCAGAUGAAUGGUGGCAUGCGACCCCCCAGCUCGCACCCCGGCCAACCGUUCAAUGGCCAGAUGAAUCCGCAGCAGAUGAUGGCUGCUCGUCAACAGCAGCAGCAACAGCAGCAGCAGCAGCAACAGCAACAGCAACAGCAACAGCAACAGCAACAGCAGGGCCAGCAGCCGCAGCAAGGUCAGCAACAGGGAGGCCAGGGCACUCCGCAGCAGUGGCAGCAGGGGCCAAAUGGCCAAAUGGUGCCGCAGGGGAUGCCACAGCAGAAUCCGCAGAUGCAAGGGACGCCACAGCAGCGUUCGAUGCCUCCUCCAUCGGCACCGGCCGCCGCUGGCAACAAUGCUAACAACCGCACGACGGCAUCUCCUCAACAGGCCUCUGCCGCGCCACCAACACCCAACCAGUCAAACAAGGCUGGCCCCAAGAAGAAGGAAACAAAGGCCAAAGACAAGCGUACCGCCGCUCAGAAGAAGGCAAGUCAGAACACAGGCAACGCCGGCGCCACCCCGGCCGGCGAAUCGAGUGGCGAGCCCGAUGGUCCCGCACCGGCCACGCCUAUCACCCCGGUCAACCCAGGCUUCAACAAGAACGGCGCUCCCGCUUCGGCGCCGGCUCCCCAAGCGGCGCCGGCAGCCUCGAUGCCACAACAGGGUCAGGGUGAUCCAAAUCAAAACGGUUCCAUGAGCAUGGACAACUUUGGCAGCAUGGUCGAUUUCGGAAGCAUGGAGCUGGCCAAUCCGCUGCAGUCGGGCGAUGUCCUGAACGAUUUCGACUUUGACUCGUUCCUGCACGAAGACAACAACGAGCCCUUCGACUUCAACGGGGCGUUCCCUGGGAUGGAGGGCGGCGAAAUCGGCGCCGAGUGA